UCCCUCCCUAGAAAACCUAACUAAUCUAUCCUUCGUUCCUCCCAUUUUCCUCCUAUUUCCCAUACAAAUCCUCCAGUUUCCUGCAUUUCCUGCUCUAUCCUGCUUCUUUCUGUCCAUCUUAUCUGGAUUUCUGGUCAUCAAUCUCGUCUUCUUCUUCUUUUUUUGAAUUUUGAAAUUUGAAUUUUCUUGGAAGCUCUUCGAUCUGGUUUCUAUUCGAAAUGUCCACGAUGGCAGCGAACAUAGGGAUGAUGGACGGCGCGUAUUUCGUUGGGCGUAAUGAGAUUCUGGCAUGGAUCAAUGCCACCCUUCAGCUCAAUCUCAACAGAAUCGAAGAGGCUGCAUCCGGUGCCAUUCAGUGUCAAAUGAUGGAUAUGAGCCAUCCAGGAGUCGUUCCAAUGCACAAGGUGAAUUUUGAAGCCAAGACAGAGUAUGAUAUGAUCCAAAAUUACAAACUUCUGCAAGAAGUAUUCAACAAGUUAAAGAUAGAAAAGCAUAUUGAAGUCAACAAGCUUGUUAAAGGACGACCAUUGGACAACCUGGAGUUCCUGCAGUGGCUAAAGCGUUAUUGUGAUUCUGUAAAUGGCAGGAUUAUGAAUGAGAAUUAUAACCCAGUUGAGAGAAGAUGCAAGGGGGUGAAGGAGCGGAAUCCCAAGGUUUCUAGUAAAGGAUCAAAAUCAUUGCAAGUGAACAACUUACUCAAUUUUGGUUCUGUGGAUGGAGCUGGGUUUAAUACUUCUGGUCCCAAUCAAGAGAGAGCUUGUGCAGCAUCAGUUGGGGCAAAUUCUGCCAGUCAGAUUCGGGCAUUGACUGAGCGGAUUUCAGUGCUUGAGGUUUCAGCAGGCCAGUUGGAGAAAGAAAGAGACUUCUACUUUGCAAAGUUACGGGACAUUGAAAUCCUUUGCCAAUCGCCUGAGUUGGAGCAGCUACCAGUGGCAGAUGCAAUUCGGAAGAUUCUAUACGCUGCUGCAGAAGAGUCUGUUCUUGCAGAAGCUUGAGAACUUGUAAGCAGAUCAGCUAGUGUAAACUAUAAGGUGACUCAGGGAGAAUGAAAUGCUCUACUCAUUUGUUGUCGCAGGAGAAAAGGCCGCCACAUGCAUCCAGUCAAUAGCCCAUGAAAUGGACAGUCAAGAUAACUUAUUAAAAAGUGGGGCUUAUUAAGGAUCA
Magnolia sinica is the source of this 1164-nucleotide messenger RNA. RefSeq names its product microtubule-associated protein RP/EB family member 1B-like. Gene Ontology annotation, molecular function: microtubule plus-end binding. The coding region runs from base 219 to 995 and encodes 258 amino acids. NCBI's taxonomy places the organism in Eukaryota, Viridiplantae, Streptophyta, Magnoliopsida, Magnoliales, Magnoliaceae. Gene Ontology annotation, biological process: regulation of microtubule polymerization or depolymerization; thigmotropism; protein localization to microtubule plus-end. The record is from RefSeq and is a predicted model, not a curated record. The transcript is spliced from 8 exons. Gene Ontology annotation, cellular component: microtubule plus-end; microtubule organizing center; cytoplasmic microtubule.